Lodderomyces elongisporus is the source of this 630-nucleotide messenger RNA. RefSeq names its product Tsr2p (gene TSR2). Gene Ontology annotation, biological process: maturation of SSU-rRNA from tricistronic rRNA transcript (SSU-rRNA, 5.8S rRNA, LSU-rRNA). The coding region runs from base 1 to 630 and encodes 209 amino acids. The record is from RefSeq and is a predicted model, not a curated record. The transcript has a single exon. NCBI's taxonomy places the organism in Eukaryota, Fungi, Ascomycota, Pichiomycetes, Serinales, Debaryomycetaceae. Gene Ontology annotation, cellular component: nucleus.
AUGACAUCAAUAGACACUACUGAGUUUGUUGAAGUCGAACACGGUACACUCAAGUUUGAAAAUGAGACACAACAGGCAAAAUUCGAGUUAGGUGUAUGCAUGGCAGUCUACAAGUGGGAUGAGUUAGCAACCGCAGUGGAAAAUUCAUGGGGUGGAGCCAACUCGGCUGAAAAAAGAGACUGGAUCAGUGGUAUAGUAAUUGACUUGUUCACGGAAUCCAAGGCCGUUGAUGUACAAUUAAUAGAGGAAACUUUGCUUUAUGCCAUGGUGGAUGAAUUUGACACUGAAGUCGAUAAUGAUUCUGCUUUAGAAAUUGCUGCAUUGGUGAUGAAGUUUUACAAAGAAGUUGCUGAGCGAAGGUACAACUUGAUCGAUGAAUUAUAUGCAAAAUGGUUGGAGAAAGGACAAAAUAAAAGUUCAGCACCGGUGAAAGUUGAAGAAGAUCCUAAUAAUCCAGAUUCCGAUGACGAUGAUGACGAGGAAGAGGAAGAGGAAGAGGAAGAGGAGCAACGCCAACAUAUACAUAGCUCUGGUGAUGCAAUGGAGGUGGACACAGAGCCCAGCCUGCGUAAUCAACCAAUCGUUGAUGAUGAUGGAUUCGAGUUGGUAACAAAAGGAAGAAGAAGGUAA